Acaulospora colombiana is the source of this 131-nucleotide messenger RNA. The record is from the annotation of a GenBank genome assembly. Lineage: Eukaryota; Fungi; Glomeromycota; Glomeromycetes; Diversisporales; Acaulosporaceae.
AUGGCCCGCCGAACCAAUAACUGGCUUACGCCUGCACGUACCGCAUCUACCAAUCCGUGCACUAAUCUCUACCCCACUUUGACACCGAUCUCAACCUCAUCAAAUAGGCCAGAUGGACAAUUUGAAGAAAG